Messenger RNA from Alternaria metachromatica, 573 nucleotides. RefSeq lists its product as uncharacterized. Lineage: Eukaryota; Fungi; Ascomycota; Dothideomycetes; Pleosporales; Pleosporaceae. The record is from RefSeq and is a predicted model, not a curated record. The transcript has 5 exons. Bases 1 to 573 code for a protein of 190 amino acids.
AUGAAGUUCUACACGGCAUUGACGGCGGUUGCUUCCUUGGUUGCAACUGCGACCGCUCAUGGAGGAGUCGAUCAGUAUAUUGUAGGAGACACAACCUACCAAGGAUGGUCACCGUACAACUCAGCUUCAGGUCAAAAGUCCAUUCAGCGACAGUACUCGACUUACGACCCCAUGUACAUCAAAGAUCUCUCAACAGUCAACAUCCGCUGCAACAACAACGGCGCUCUCGGUACAGGCAUGACUGGCACCAUUGCCGCUGGUGCCAAGUUGAAGACACACUGGAAGCAAUGGACUCACAGGCCGACCUCUCUUCUUGUAUACAUGGCCAAAUGUCCGGGAUCUUGUGACGGCUUCGAUGGAGCUGGUAAAGUGUGGUUUAAGAUAUAUGAGCAAGGCCUCAUAUCCGGGACUGAAAACGACGGCAUAUGGGCAGGUGAUGCCAUCCUCGACACUCUCUAUGCCACAGUCACUAUCCCGGCUACACUUGCAGCAGGUGACUACUUGAUCCGCCAUGAGCUCAUCGCUGUACAUCAGGCGAACAACCCGCAAUCGCGUUACGGUCACGUCAAAUAG